This is a messenger RNA of Betta splendens (Siamese fighting fish), 661 nucleotides long. RefSeq names its product prostaglandin F2-alpha receptor-like. Gene Ontology annotation, biological process: adenylate cyclase-activating G protein-coupled receptor signaling pathway; positive regulation of cytosolic calcium ion concentration; inflammatory response. The record is from RefSeq and is a predicted model, not a curated record. The coding region runs from base 175 to 429 and encodes 84 amino acids. Lineage: Eukaryota; Metazoa; Chordata; Actinopteri; Anabantiformes; Osphronemidae. The transcript has 2 exons. Gene Ontology annotation, cellular component: plasma membrane. Gene Ontology annotation, molecular function: prostaglandin E receptor activity.
AGUCCAGGACAAACCGAGCUAAACGCCUUAACGAGCGGUGCGCGCUCCCGCGUACGGCAGUCGACAUCUGGCAGACACUUUGGCACAACACCUGUCACCUGGUGUUUCAUCAAAGUCCUCUGUGACACUGAGGAGGUGGACGUGGCUUUCGUGGCGCUGUUCUCUGGACUUGGAAUGACCUGUCUCGCCGUGGCUCUGGUGUGUAACACCAUCAGCGGGCUGACGCUGGUGCUGGCUCGGCUCAGGAGGCAGCCCGGCUCCCAUCACCCGGCCAAGUCCCACGACAUAGAGAUGGUGGUCCAGCUGGUCGGCAUCAUGAUCACCUCCUGCAUCUGCUGGAGCCCUCUGCUGCGAGAUACAAGGGAACCUAACAUGACGGACCUGAAUCAGCCCAACCAUCAGAGGACACUCCAGCCUAUGAAGUAUUAAGAGUCUAAUUGUGAUCGGAAAAUUAUAAAUAAAUGUUGAUAUUUAAAGAAACAGUGGAGUUUACAUAUGUUAAACCAAAGUCAGCUUUCUAUGUGUUUAUAGAGCGCGUUUGUGAAAUAAUAUGUGAUAGUUAAUACUUGAAUUGAAUUUUAGACUUGAUUUUCUGAGGAAAUGUAAAGAAUUAAUGUAAAUAAAACCUUUAUUCUGAUAUUUUGGAUGUCCAGCAGUUUGA